GGGCGGGGCCGGCUGUUGGCGGCGGUUGGGCCGGCCCAGGUGGCGGCUGCACGUGCACGCGGCGGCGAUGCGUCACUGAUCCGUGAGGUGCCGCCGAGGGGUCGCCCUCCGUCCGGAGUCUGCGGCUGGCCCCCUUCUCAGAGGAACUAGGAUGAAUAUGACUCAAGCCCGAGUUGUGGUGGCUGGAGUGGUGGGUCUGGUGGUUGUCCUCCUCUACGCUUCCAUCCACAAGAUCGAGGAAGGACACUUGGCUGUGUACUACAGGGGAGGAGCUUUACUAACUAGCCCCAGUGGACCAGGCUAUCAUAUCAUGUUGCCUUUCAUUACUACCUUCAGAUCUGUGCAGACAACACUGCAAACUGAUGAAGUUAAAAAUGUGCCUUGUGGAACAAGUGGUGGGGUCAUGAUCUAUAUUGACCGAAUAGAAGUGGUUAAUAUGUUGGCCCCUUGUGCAGUGUUUGAUAUCGUGAGGAACUACACUGCAGAUUAUGACAAGACCUUAAUCUUCAAUAAAAUUCACCAUGAACUGAACCAGUUUUGCAGUGCCCACACACUUCAAGAAGUUUACAUUGAAUUGUUUGAUCAAAUAGACGAAAACCUCAAGCAAGCUCUGCAGAAAGAUUUAAAUGUCAUGGCCCCAGGCCUCACCAUACAGGCUGUGCGUGUUACAAAACCCAAAAUCCCAGAAGCCAUAAGAAGAAAUUUUGAGUUAAUGGAAGCUGAGAAGACAAAACUUCUUAUAGCUGCACAAAAACAAAAGGUUGUGGAGAAAGAAGCUGAGACAGAGAGGAAAAAGGCUGUUAUAGAAGCAGAGAAGAUUGCACAAGUGGCAAAAAUUCGGUUUCAGCAGAAGGUGAUGGAGAAAGAAACUGAAAAGCGCAUUUCUGAAAUUGAAGAUGCUGCGUUCCUGGCCCGAGAGAAGGCGAAAGCUGAUGCUGAGUAUUAUGCCGCACACAAAUAUGCCACCUCAAACAAGCACAAAUUGACCCCGGAAUACCUGGAGCUCAAAAGGUACCAGGCCAUUGCUUCUAACAGUAAGAUCUACUUUGGCAGCAACAUCCCUAGCAUGUUCGUGGACUCCUCUUGUGCUUUAAAAUAUUCACAUGUUAGGACUGGAAGAAAAAGCUCUCUCCCCUCUAAGGAGGCUCUUGAGCCCUCUGGAGAGAGCCCCAUCCAAAACAAGGAGAGCACAGGUUGAUGCAACAGGUGGAAAUGUUCUCCCAUAUCAAGAUGUGGCCCAAGGGGUUAAGUGGGAACAAUGGUUAUACGACUCUUCAGAUUUACAGAGAACUCAUGCUCCGUCUGUUCUGCCUUUGCUGUGGUAGUCCUGGUUUAUCAGCUGAUUGCAGGAUAGAGCUAGCUGUCUGGCACCCACAUGGUCUUUUCAGCUACGGUUUUAUCAAAUAUCCUGUGUGUGUUCCUUUCUAAACUGGUACUCAUGAAUGAGGGAUAGUCUGAUGCUAAGAUACUGCCUGCACUGGAAUGUUAAACACUAAGUAUUUAAUAAGCUGUGUUUUUCUAAGCUGAGGUCUAUUGGAUAAUGUUUACAUUGGUCCCUGGGGAAAUGUGUGCUCAGCCAUUCAAGAGGUAGGAGGUCAGAGAGAAGACAGCCAUGAUGUGGUAAGUGUAAAGAAGACUGAUUGUGCCGGGACCCAGCUCUUACUUUGGGGUCCAGUCCCAGCAUUCAUCCAUGUGAUUAGCAUCUAAUCUGCUGAAGUGUCCCAGGAAAUGAUCUUCCACUUGAGCAACCAUUUACUUGAUAUGAUUCACACCUUUUUGUUUUUCUACAGUAAAGAUGGUGGCUUGCUGGGACAUGCACCUUGCCACCCAAUCAGAGAUUCUUCAUAGAGAUUCCUAAUCAUUAGUUUAUUGCAUUAGUAGGCCCAGAGAUAGAGCUUAGUUUGAAGUUUUGGGUGAGAUGAAACCUUUGAACCAAAGCUCUGGGGGCCGUGCACACCCCUGCAUUGGGUGAUGGCUGUCUGUGUCACUGCCCCAGGCCAUGUGUGACUAAGGUGCCUGGUUUUUAGCCACAGACAACUUCUUAUAUGUCACCUCUCAGCUCUGGCCAAGAGUGGAACAGGACUUUAACCAGAAAUAGGAGCAGCAUCCAGUUCCCAGAUGUUCACUGCACAGUAUUGUAUCAUAACUGCAGGAAGUUUUUAUUUUUAAAACUGGAUUUGGGGUACAUUCAUUUGCCCCAGUACCUCUGCCUAAAGGUCAAAUCCUGGGGCUGCCAUGGUUACUGGCCCACGGAUUCUCCUUCCCAAUAUUGUUCAGGAGCCUACAGGGUGGAACAAGAAGUAACCUAGAAAGCAUCCUUGGUCAUCUUUGUCUCCUUCCCUCCUGGCCCUGAGAUGCUGAAAUCUAAGUUGUUCCCCCAGCUUUCACCUCACCUAGGAGAUCAGGAUUAUUCCACUGACUUCCUGGGCAGCCAGUGGAUUUAAACUUCAUGAGAGGAUGACAGAGUUAGCCUGUGGCUAUGGGAGAUCUGUUUCAGUUGGACCUUUUUUUACCUUAAGAUUAACUUCCUGAAUCAGUGUGCCCUGUAGUUAGGCCUGAGUUUAUGCAGUUUAAGACACCUUUUGUGUACACUAUAUUCAAGCCAGACAGAAAAGUCAUGGACCACUUCCAGAAAACUUCAAGCUAACUGUCAGUCUCAUGACAGCUUGUGGGUUGUGCCAAACACUUAAUAUGGGAAAGGAACCCCAGAUUUGAGGUCUUUUCCCUGGGCCUUAUCCUAUAAAGGCGUUUGUAAUAUGGAAAGAGUAAUUUUUUUUGUUUUUGCUCAUUUAAUUAUACACAUUCUCUUUAUGAAUGAAUUUUGUGUUUUCUAGCCCUCUUUAAAAGAUCUUUGAAAUGAUAUAAUAAACUCUUUACCUGUCAUAUAUUGUUGCUGCAUAUAAAUAAUGAUUGUUGUGGGAAAUCUGGAUCAUUGACCUUUGUGCUUUUCUUCCUAGAGAUAUUUCCUAUUCCCAUGAGCUAAAAGCUGUUGCCCCAAAGUGAUGGAUGUGGGUUUUCUUACAAGCCACAAGCCCUGGUGGCAGAGUUGAGAGACAGGGAAGUAGUGCUGUGAAGGUCUCAAGAAAGGACUUCUACUUAAACUCUCCAGUGUACUUGGAGUGUGUUUCCCUGUGCUCACUGAAGCUCUCAGUCUGCCCCCACCCCCUCUUCAGGGAUGUUCCUUUUGGUAAUCUUGAAGUCUUAAAUUUAUAUGUGAAAUGCUACCUUUUUUAAAGAAGAAACUAAAUAAAAUUAUUUUACUAUCA
Messenger RNA from Hippopotamus amphibius kiboko, 3266 nucleotides. It is a transcript of the gene ERLIN1, whose product is annotated as ER lipid raft associated 1. Lineage: Eukaryota; Metazoa; Chordata; Mammalia; Artiodactyla; Hippopotamidae. Gene Ontology annotation, biological process: SREBP signaling pathway. The transcript is spliced from 12 exons. Gene Ontology annotation, molecular function: cholesterol binding; ubiquitin protein ligase binding. Gene Ontology annotation, cellular component: endoplasmic reticulum; endoplasmic reticulum membrane. The record is from RefSeq and is a predicted model, not a curated record. Bases 152 to 1198 code for a protein of 348 amino acids.